AUGUCUGUCAAAGAUGGCAAAGAUGCUCCUAAGAAUCUGCCACCCGCAGCCAAGCAAGCAAAGAUUCUGGAGUGGUUUCGAACCUCCAUGGGAGUCUAUUCUUUCAAAGAACUGGAGAAACUACUCCCAUCUGUCGGAUCAAUCAACGGCAUGCUAGUGAAAGAGUACGUUCAAGCGCUCACAGACGAGAACCUGAUCCGCGUCGAGAAGAUUGGGAGCGGCAAUUGGUAUUGGUCAUUUACUUCGGAUGCCAAGAAAAGCAAAGAAAACAUGAUCAACAAAUUGAAGGAGGAGGAGAAUAAGCUGUUGGCAUCUAUGGCAGAUGGUGAACAACAGAUUGAGAAAGAAAUGAGCAAACGUCAAGAGGACGAUGAAAUGCUUCUGGACGGUGGAUCGGACAGACAGGCUUUGAUGGAGGCUUACGAGACUCUUGUGAAGGAGAACGAUACUCUUGAUAAGGAAUUGGCACUCUACAGUGAUAACGAUCCCGUUGAGGUCUUGCGAAAAGUGGAGGAAACCAACAAAGUCAAGGAGAGCACCUUAAGAUGGACAGAAAAUCUUGAAUCACUGGAGUGUUUCCUUGUCAGCUUGACGGGAGACCGAGCUCAAGCUGGAGAAAUCAUGUAUCGAGCAUGUGGCGAUGACUAUAUUGUUGGGGAAGGGUUGAAGGAGCUGAUGGUUCCAAACUAG
This is a messenger RNA of Sclerotinia borealis F-4128, 690 nucleotides long. The record is from the annotation of a GenBank genome assembly. Lineage: Eukaryota; Fungi; Ascomycota; Leotiomycetes; Helotiales; Sclerotiniaceae.